Molecule: messenger RNA, 1749 nt
Organism: Rotaria socialis
Lineage: Eukaryota; Metazoa; Rotifera; Eurotatoria; Philodinida; Philodinidae
Source: the annotation of a GenBank genome assembly
AUGGAUGAUUUGUUGGAAGAUAUUUGUAUUUGUGAAAAUGAUAAUAUAGAAAAUGAACAACAAGCAACAACCACAGUAACAACAACGAGAACAAUAACAAAUACAUCAACAUCUACUCUUAAAAUACAAAAGAAAAAGAAAGCAGUCAAAACUGAUUCAUCAAAAACUCGGUGUAACGCUUGUUUAAAAACUUUUUCUAUUCAUUGUGAUGGUAAAACAGCACUUGAUAAACAUAUGAAUCAUGUUGCACAUCAAACGUCAAUGAAAACAUUUGAAAAAUCGACAUUAAUCAAAACACUUGCAGUUUUAGCAAGUGAAUCGGAUCAAAUUUCAGCUGCUGAAGGCAUGAUAGUAUACCAUGAAGUUAAACAUGGAUACAGUUAUAUUUCACAAGCAUGUGGAACAAAUUUGAUAAAAUCACUAUUUGAAUCAUCAUCAUCAGUAGCAAAGUCAUUAUCAUGUGGUAAAACGAAAUCUAGAGCAAUUGCAUGUAAUGUAUUCGGACCAUAUUUUACAAAAAAAGUAAUUGAUCAAGUGUUAGAAGCACAGUUUUAUUCAUUAUCAUAUGAUGCUUCAAAUAAAGGAAAUUGUAAGACAUAUCCAUUUACUGUACAAUUUUUUUCAGAUGUUGGUGUUAAGAGAGUACUUAUUCAGUUCAUCGAAGAUCCACAUGAAACAGCAGAAGAUAUAUUUAAAAAUGCUUGCAGAGUGAUAAAUGAUUUUCAAUUAAAAAUUGAACAUUUGACAAGUGUUAGUGCUAAUAACACCAAUGUCAAUUUUGGCGAGCAUCAUUCAGUAUUUCGACUAUUUAAAAAUGAAGCACCACAUAUUGUACAAGGUAUACUUAAACGUUUAUCAUACAUUGAAUUUAUUAAAUUCAAAUCAACUAAGCGAAUCGAAGAACUAAAAGCAUAUUAUGAAUUUGUACAAUCUGAAUAUACUACGUUAUUGCAACAUAUUCUUACAAGGUGUUUAAGUUUAUUGCGUUCCAUUGAACGUUUACUUGAAAAAUAUGAACUUAUAAAAUUGUAUUUUUUAAAUCAACCAGCCACAAUGAAAAAUCAACAACUCUUAAAGUCUUUCUUCGAUACUGAUUUACAACUACAACGCACAUAUUCAACAGCAGUUGAUCUGCAUCGUAUAAUUGAUGGUUUGAUUAGAAAAUUACAACAAAGAUUACGUGAUAAAUAUUUCGGUAAUAGAACACACGAUAUAUUGAGACAGUUACAGGAAGCCGAUGCUAAUAAAGCUGAAGAAUUUAAAAGAUCAUUUGAAUCAUUUAUUGAAACUGUUAUUGAAUAUAUUAAAUCUUAUUAUGAUGAUAACACAAGGAAAUUUUAUGAAAAAUUAUCAUUUUUUAGUUAUCAAUCACUUGAAUUUCUUGCAUUGGAACGUCUUAUGGAUGUUGCUGACUUAGUUAAAAUUGCUUUUGCUCAGAGUAAAGCUACAAUCAAUUUUGUUCGUGCAGGUUCUGUUCAAGCUUCACCUGAUUUAUUUUUAUCCCAGGACGGUACACGACUUCGUGUUAUCAGUGAUCCUCUUGAUCAAGCGUCAAUGCGUGUAGUUCAUUUACAACAAAUUACCGAUGAAGCUGAAGACAAGCUUACAAGUGGUUUCGACGAGAUCUCAGCAGUAUCCUCCUCCGAAAUGAAAUCGAUUUCCACAAAAGCAACAACCAAAUCGUCUGAAAAGAAAAUUGUCAAAGAUCCAUGGGAUAAUAGAUAUGAGAAAAAAAUUCAAAUAUUGUAA